This is a messenger RNA of Eriocheir sinensis (Chinese mitten crab), 1481 nucleotides long. RefSeq names its product thioredoxin-related transmembrane protein 2 homolog. The record is from RefSeq and is a predicted model, not a curated record. The transcript is spliced from 4 exons. The coding region runs from base 251 to 1063 and encodes 270 amino acids. NCBI's taxonomy places the organism in Eukaryota, Metazoa, Arthropoda, Malacostraca, Decapoda, Varunidae.
UCUGAAGCAAACUUCUCAGAAUGUUCUUAAAAGUUAAAGUUACGACACCACGCUCCACAGUGAGCUGCAGUACCCUAGUUUCUGAUUCUAAACAAUAUUAAUGGUUUGAACAACGCUAAAGCAGAAGCUGAGUGACAUUAUUGAGCCUUUGGUGUGGCUGUCAAGUUGUCAGCAGCAGAGUAUCGUCUGCUGGCCGCCGCCACCGCCGAGCCGUGAAGACCUGCCGUGUGUGGCUCCUCCGGCCGCCACCAUGAAGCUGCUCCAGGACAUCAAGCAGCUCGCGCACCCCUACCACGCCAUCAACCUGCUCAUGAGCCUGAGCUUCCUGCUGGCCAAAUAUGUGCCGGGCCUCUGCGAGCUCCUCUUCGAGCCCUCCCAGUGCGGCGAGCUGUCCAUCUGGGAGUCUGAGGUGCUAUUCUUUAUGCUGGUGAUCAUCAUGUUCCGAACCCGCAAGACUGGAAGCCGCAACAUGGUGGCAUACAUCUCAGUGUUCAACAUGUACGCCAAGGUGUGCAAUGUGGUGCUCUGGUUUAGCUGCGACACCGUGUAUGGCAUCAUCUACGUCAUUGUGGCCAUUGUUCAUUUCCUGGUUGUGGGGGAGCCAGUGUACAGAGGACCAGAGAAGGUUGUGUACUUCCAAGGAAAAAUCCUAGAUGAAGAGAUGGCCCAGGACCCCCAGUGUGUGUGGUUCAUCACUUUCUUCACUGCCUGGAGCCCAGCAUGCUCUAAUCUGGCACCAAUAUUUGCAAAGCUUUCUGCUGAGUAUACACUUGAUAACCUCAAGUUUGGCAAAAUUGAUGUUGGGCGUUAUCCUGAGGCAGCUAAACACUACCACAUCAACGACUCCAGCUUCUCUCUCCAGCUUCCCACCAUAUCAGUGUUCAAGGCAGGCAAGGAAGUAGAGAGACGCCCCUGUCUAAAUGCACAAGCAAAAUUUCAAAAGUUUUACUUCACUGAAGACAACAUUAAGGCUGCAUUUGAUAUGAAUAAUAUCUAUAUGGAGUGCAGUAAAAUUCUGGAAGCCAAGGCAGGCAAGAAAGAAAGCCAUGUCAAAUCUGAGUAAUAUGAUAAACUUCUAAAUAUUAUGUAAAUAUAUACUUUAGUUGUAAAGAACAAAAUUGGAGGUGAAGGUUUGAAUCCUUACUUAAAAGGCUACAUACACCUAAACAGUGGCUGUAAAUUAAUGGUCCCAAGUAUUUAUCAAUUAACUGUCCUUAUUAUUUCAUCCUUGUUGUGUGUAAACCACAUUCCUGUUUUCCUAUAGCUGAAGUUAUUUUUUUUUGUUAUAUCACCCUGUUUAGUAAUGGCUGCCAUUUUGUGUGGAAGGCUGCCUCUUAUGUUGUACAACUGAAUUAUGAAAAUUGUUUGUGAUGUAAAUUUGAAGGGAGAAAAAGGAGACAAUUUAUUUUGUACAAAUAUGUGUGGUGGAGUUUUAUAAACCAAUGUGUUGUGUUGUGUUAUUAAAAAAAUUGAAGUUGUUU